This is a messenger RNA of Cryptococcus wingfieldii CBS 7118, 447 nucleotides long. RefSeq lists its product as hypothetical. Bases 1 to 447 code for a protein of 148 amino acids. The record is from RefSeq and is a predicted model, not a curated record. Lineage: Eukaryota; Fungi; Basidiomycota; Tremellomycetes; Tremellales; Cryptococcaceae. The transcript has 3 exons.
AUGCUCCUCAUAAUCUUAAUCUUCUGGAUCAUCCGCCUCGUCAUCCUUUACUCCAAGCGUCGCAAAUCCAAUCAGGCAGUGGAGCCCGCGGCCCAGUUCAGGCAUGUCGCCAACUACCUCUUUACCUCUCGCCAUGAUACACAGCCUUCUUUGGAUGACGAUGUUGAGCAGGGCUUUAAUCCUGGCGCGGAGAGGGGGAGAUCGAGACGAGCUAGAGAUGAAGCUCCUGUGGCGCGGCUGACUAGCGAAAGUCAAGCUAGCUUGCCUGCCUAUGGCGCUGCAUCACUGCCAGUUCCACCCGGACAAAUCUAUAGCUCUGGUCAGGUCAGGAUUACUCCUGACCGGACCACAGUUCUGCUCACAGGCAGUCUACCAGGGACGACGGAGGCGCCGCCACCCGAAUAUACAAAAGACGAGACACCAAGUACGCCAAGGCGGUGCGACUGA